Ilex paraguariensis (yerba mate) is the source of this 878-nucleotide messenger RNA. The record is from the annotation of a GenBank genome assembly. Lineage: Eukaryota; Viridiplantae; Streptophyta; Magnoliopsida; Aquifoliales; Aquifoliaceae.
AUGGCCGUUCCAAAACCCAAACCCUCCGACUCACCACGGAUCUACUACCACCAUCUCCCUCCAGAAGACCGACCCCAGAAUUACGUCAUCAUAUUACCCAACCACUCCUCAACUCAUCGCCGCCGCCAACGGCAGCGGAUCAUUCUCUGCACCACCACUCUCCUCCUCGCCGCCUCCGUCAUUUACCUCCUAUGGCCCUCCGACCCAUAUCUCUCCAUUGUCCGCCUUCACCUCGACCGCCUCAAAAUCCGCACUCGCCCACUUCCUUGCUUGGACAUUACAUUAGACCUCAUCGUCAAAGUCCGCAACAGAGAUUUUUACUCAAUUGAUUACGAUUCCCUAACUGUUGCCGUUGGGUAUAGGGGAAAGCAGCUAGGGUUCAUCACAUCUGAUAAUGGGCACGUCAAAGCUAGAGGGUCUUCGUAUAUCAACGCUACGCUUGUGCUUGAUGGUGUUGGGAUUCUGUCUGAUGUGAUUUUUUUGCUUGAAGAUUUGGCUAAAGGUUCUGUUCCGAUCGAUACGGUUACCCAGGUCCGAGGUCAGCUCGGGUUGUUCUUCUUUGAAUUUCCUCUUAAUGCAAAGGUGUCAUGCGAAGUCUAUGUAAAUACGCACAACCAAACUGUUUUCCGUCAAAAUUGUUAUCCUGAGUGAUGACAUGGGAGGUGGAGCUGCGGUAGAAGCAGGGGUCAACGUUGCUCUGGAACCCUAUACGUAUAUGCUCCUUCGUAGAGAUGUUGGGUUAUGUGAAUAUGGAAGUUGAUUACCCGACUGGUCGUGUAAAUAUAUCACCAGGAGGAUCAUAGUUGUGGGAAACAUUAGCUAAAUAUAAUAUAUAUAUAUAUUACACAUACGUAAUCUUUUUCAUCAGAAAUCAAUUU